AUGCCGUCGAAACCGGUCAAUCGUCCCAAUGAUCCCAAGGAGAAGGAGCAGAGUAUUAACCAAAAGCUCCAACUGUACGGGAUCUAUCAUGGCAUAAAGCGCGGCAAGAUGCCGUCAAACAAGCAAUGCGAUAUCGCGUUGAACAGUGCCCUUCAAUCCAAUGCUCUCUCUUCUCCGUCCAGGGAGUUGUCCGAGGAAGGUCAGACACUGGUCAAGGACCUUCGGAAUGUCAUUGACCAAGCUAGAAAGUUGAUCAUGAGUAAGAACGAAGGCCAACUGCUUCAGGACCUCAUCUGGGAGGCUCAGCAUCUCGGCUCGGUGGAGGCAAAGAAGCCUGGUGCCACCGUCGAUAAGGACGGCGCUAGGCAGGAUGGUAACCAGGCCAUGGAUGGUCUGAGGACACUGGGCACCCUUUUGAUCACCAACGGGGAGUUCAGGAAGAUUCUGAGCGAUGCGCUGGUCAUCGUACGCGACAUGGCUAACGAUGCCUCUCAGCACGCUCCCACUAAAAUUCGCCCAUCCGAAGAACAGCUUUCUCAGAUCGAUCAACCUGCUGAGGAGAAUGAGUGGCACGAAAAGCCAGCAGGCUUGCCAACAGAGCAGCUCAAGUCUCGAUUCAAGAAUAACAAAGGGGAUCGUGCGAGCGAAUUUUCUGAUUCCGCUACUGGUAAUCAUACUGCAGAGGUGUCAAAAGAGUCAACCAAGGACCGCAAACGCCAGGCCUCUGGCAAGACCAAAGAAUAUUUAUCGGAAAAGAUGCCUCCAGAGCGACGCGACCAGGCCAUCCGGCGUUUGAAGAAGAUGGUGAUGGAAAUUCAAGGCCACACUGACUACCAGAAAGCCAUCGAGACCCUACUUUCUCUUGCGGAGAAGUAUGCUCGACAGACCAACGAUAUUUCUCAGCAAGGGACUGGUUCGGUCAGGGAAGUUGGAGGCAACCAAGGCGUGAAAACCGUUGAGACCAAUCUCAGAACAUUAUUGGAGCGCUUCGCCAACAGCACGUCAUUGGAUGGCUUCUUUGAUUCUCUCGAGACUAUCUACAAGGAUGCAGACAAGGAUCGUGAACUCAAGGGGUGGUUCAAGAAUGUCGACACUUUUAUCAGGAAGAGCUUGCAAGAGCAAGGUUUUGUCAUGGGUAGCCAGUGCAAUCGUGAAUGGAACCACCUAUAUGAUCAUGGUCAGUACCUGUUGCAAGACCGGUACAAGGCCCACACUGAUCACAUCCUGGAUGAAAUCAAAUUCUUCUCUGAGCAGUACAAUAAGGAUGCCCAAAACAAGGCAUUUGGUCAGUCUAUGGAGAAGCUCCUCACUGAUCUUGGGCACAACACAGAGGGCAAGGUCAACUUCAAGAAGCACCUCCUUAAAGAUAUUGGAUAUGUGAUUUUGCCAUCUAUCCUUGCGCAUAUUCACUACAUGCCAAUCCCUCGCAUUGAGUUCGGGGAUCCCACUGUUGAUGUGGUGGUGGAAAACCUGGUCAUUGAAAGCGACAAUUUGAUGCCCAAUAUCCUUGAAUUUGGCAGCGACAAUUACUUUCGCUGGGGACGCCAGAAGCUCAGCAGCAAGCAGGACAACAAGAUGAUGAUCUCUGCUUCUGGAAUCCAAGCAGACCUCACUGAUGUCAGCUACUACAUAAAGAAGAAGGCAGGCUUCCCAUCCAUCUCAGAUAAGGGUCUUAUGGAUAUUUCCCUUGGUGGCAAAGGCUUAGGUUUCAAGAUUGACGCAUCUAUUGCCCAAAAGGAAGACAAUGAGCAUUUUGUCAAGCUAGACAAAGUCUCCAUAAGCAUCUCAAACAUGGACAUCAAGUUGCAGAAGUCCAAGCACAAGCUCCUCUUCAAAACCUUCAAGCCUCUCUUAUUCCGUGUGAUUCGUCCAGUUCUGCAGAAAGUUCUUGAGCAGAAGAUUCGCGAGGCCUUUAUCAAUGGUGAUAGCUUCUUCAAUGAAGUACACACAGAGGCUAAGAGAGCACAGGAAUCCGCCCAGAAGAAUAACCCUGAGGAUGAGACGAGCAUCUACUCCCGUCACCUGGAAAUUUUUCGGUCGAAGAUGUCAGAGAGAAAGAAAAAGUCCCAGGAAGAGACUGCUAAGCGUGACAGCAAGGUCGAAGCAACCGCCAAUCUCCGCGACUCCCAGUUCCCCGAAAUCAAGCUUCCUGGUGGUAUUUCCACCAAGGCCACAGAGUAUGUAGAGCUUGCUGAGAAGGGUGAGCGUUGGGAGUCGCCCAUAUUUAGCAUUGGUAAUGCGUCUGAAUCUACUGACAUCCCCAAGUCAGCAGCCAUCACCCGUAAGGACCACGGCACCAAGAGGACUGCUGACAGAUACCCAUCUCAUGGGUUCUCGGGCGAUAUUAAUCAGGCAUUCAACAAAGCAGACGGCACUGUGGCCUCCAACGGCUCGUCGAAGAAGGUCGCUAAUGGAUCCACCAUUGUUGAUGGUCCCUUGAAUGCGUUCAUUCCCCAGAAUGCUUAA
This is a messenger RNA of Aspergillus ruber CBS 135680, 2466 nucleotides long. RefSeq lists its product as uncharacterized. Lineage: Eukaryota; Fungi; Ascomycota; Eurotiomycetes; Eurotiales; Aspergillaceae. Gene Ontology annotation, molecular function: lipid binding. The record is from RefSeq and is a predicted model, not a curated record. The transcript is spliced from 7 exons. Bases 1 to 2466 code for a protein of 821 amino acids.